Molecule: messenger RNA, 1056 nt
Organism: Triticum dicoccoides
Lineage: Eukaryota; Viridiplantae; Streptophyta; Magnoliopsida; Poales; Poaceae
Exons: 2
Coding region: 258-695 (145 amino acids)
Source: RefSeq, a predicted model, not a curated record
CUGAAACUUGGGCCGGUCGCACCUCGCUCGCUCGGGAAACCACGACACACAUCCACACCCGCUCGUGACGGGAAGAAACACAAGAAGCCAUGUCCAUUGUGAGACCCACACACGAUCUAUCCCCACCUUAUCUCUUCCUCCUCCUCUCUCUCUUCCUCAAUCCCCUUUUUUCUGUUUCAUCCCGAUCCUGAAUACCUCGCCGCCGUUUGUACCUCCUGACGAGCUCUUAUCCAUGGCGAGGGGAGGGGGCGGGUGUGAUGUUUUGUUGGGCGACGGUAGGGCGCGCACUGCGAGCAGAUGGCGGGGGUGGUGGUCCAAAGGCACUGGACGACGGCGCAUCACGAGCACGAGUGGCGGCACGGCCGGCAACUGCAAGCUAUGUGGCCGCCGGCGUGGAUUGGCUCGGCGGUGCUGCAACCGCAGUUCCGCAGAGCUGCAACCGUGGUCGGAGAAAGCUGGAACCACGGUCUAGCGGAGCUGCAAGGUUCCUACAUGCUGGUGAGGGGGUGCUACAACCAUGGAUGAGAAAAGCUGGAAGCGUUGUCCGGCGGAGCUACAACCAGAUCCGGUGGAGCUGCGAGUUUUUUUGUAGGACAACAGAUGCAAGCCGACGAGCCGGAGGCAAUGACGUAGAUCAGGGGGAUGCUGCAACCAUGGCGAAUCGUGAGCUGGAAUUAACCGGGGGAGGGGAUUAGAGCUGCAAUCUGUCGGUGACCGCGCGCUAGGGGAUCCACUGGCGGCUGUUAUGCAAUCCCCAAGAGCGGCCCCGGCGAGCGCGCCGACGAUCGGCUCGGCGAGCUGCUAGCGCGAGGCCCGGGCGGUUCAUGGAGUUGUGCUUUGUACGCGAGCGAGGAGGGGAUUUUUUUUUCUAGAUCUGACGGUCACGUGUGUCUGUAUCCAACGCUAGGGCGCUGACCGGCUGAAAAUUUCGGCGCGCGCCUAGCAGUGCCUUAUUUUUUAACGCGAUAUAAGAGAACCACGCAGAGCAAAUCUUGAUGUAAAAAUGGAAAAAAUAAAAUAGAAUUAUCUUUUGGUUAUAAAAUAUACAUUCUGUCA